CUGUUCCACAGGUCAGGGUAUAAGUUUUCGUGAUUCAUUUUAGCAGUUGACGUGCGGUAGCAAUGGUCCACGUCCCGAUCCGCGCCGUUCGCUUCAUCCGCACGGCAUCCAGCAAAGCUCUGCAUACCGUGCGUCGCCAAGGAGAGCCGGGCACCCUCGAUUGCCGAUACUUCUUCUUUGACAAGCUCGGACGCAAGCAGUCGCCUUGGCACCAUGUGCCUCUCUACGCGCCCUCAUCUCUGGAGCACCCUCAGGAAGUUGAUAUCCCUGCCAUUUUCCAUUUCGUGAAUGAAAUUCCAAAGGGUUCGCGAGAGAAGAUGGAGAUCGCAGGAGAGGAUGAAUUUAACCCCAUCAAGCAGGACGAACGCAAGGGUGCUCCGCGUUUGUACCACAGCGCAUCACUGGUCAACUAUGGCUGCCUACCGCAGACCUGGGAAGACCCGAACCACGUGGAUCCAUCUACUAAACACGGAGGAGACAAUGACCCGAUCGACGUGUGCGAGAUCGGCAGCCGUGUAGCUAGUAUCGGAGAGAUUUACCCCGUUAAGGUGCUCGGAGUGUUGGGUAUGAUCGAUGGUGGAGAAACGGACUGGAAGGUGAUCGCGAUCAAUGUGAACGACCCUCUGGCCGCUGAUAUCAACGAUCUAAGGGACCUGCGCAACACGCCGCUGCACGAUGUGAUCUCCCAAGUGCACCGCUGGUUCCGGGACUACAAGAUCCCGGACGGCAAACCACCCAGUGACUUCGCCUUUAACGGAGAGGCACAAUCAAAGGAUUUCGCUGUGGAAGUGAUCCAGCAGACCCACGAGAGCUGGAAGCAGUUGGUUGGGGACGAGCUGGCCUUCAACUCGAAGCUCUGGACUCGCACCAACGUUUAACGCACAAUUGAGCUAAGAAUGUGCAUAGACUCGUAGCAGUUCCAGGUUUCCGUUCAUUCCCCAAAAUGUACGUCACCUCCUUGACUCCCGGCU
Messenger RNA from Phytophthora nicotianae INRA-310, 971 nucleotides. RefSeq lists its product as hypothetical. The coding region runs from base 63 to 878 and encodes 271 amino acids. The record is from RefSeq and is a predicted model, not a curated record. Gene Ontology annotation, molecular function: magnesium ion binding; inorganic diphosphate phosphatase activity. Gene Ontology annotation, biological process: phosphate-containing compound metabolic process. NCBI's taxonomy places the organism in Eukaryota, Oomycota, Peronosporomycetes, Peronosporales, Peronosporaceae. The transcript has 2 exons. Gene Ontology annotation, cellular component: cytoplasm.